GAUUAUUAUAAUAAUACUAAUAUGAAUAAUAAAUUUUCACUUGAACAUGAAUGGAUAGAUAUUCGAGUACAAAUAUAUUAAAUGUAUAGCUAGCAAUGAAUUGCAAUAAUUAAUUGAUUUAAGUUAGAGAACCACAGGAGAUUAAAAAAUAAACUUUGAAAGAUUUUAUUGAAGAAUAAGAUGGAUCAUUUACUAUUGAUAAUCAAAAAGACCAUGAUUUCUAAAAUGAACUAAAAAAAAUGACUGAUUUCCAUUGUUCUUAUAAUUUAUAAAGAAUUUAAAACUACAAGGAUAAGAAAGAUAAUAGUAUUACAUAAAUAAGUGAGUCUUAUAAUUAAUCAAAUAUAUUACCUCAAUAAAUCAAACAAAAUAAAUAAUAAAUUUAGACCUUUGGGGAUAAAAAACUAUUUUUGAAUGUCAAAGGAGAAGGUUUUUAAGAAUUUAAAUUACGCUCAAUAAAAUUUAAACUAUAGUGUCCAUCCUGUCAAAUAUUUCUGCCAACUAAAAAUUAUAAUAAAUUAAAUUCUAACAUAUUAGAAUUUUAAGCUGAUUGCAAAAAAUGUUUGUAGUAAAUGAACAUUCAUUUUUAAAAACAUAUUGAAUAAUUGUCAGAAAAUCCAUCUUAAUGGUUCUUAGGUUAAAUUAAAACUUCUAAUAAUGUGGAAUUUUAAUUAAACUCCAUUGAAGUUACAGCAAUUUGCAAGUGCUUAUCUUAAAGUUCUCGAUUACCUUAUUUGUUAGUUUCAUUUGAAUAAAAAGAAAAAAUUAUUUCAUAAAAUUAACGCUUAAAAUGCUUACUAACAGAUUAAAGUAGAUAACUUUGUCAUGGAUGUGUUUAAGAAUUAAAAUUCCAACCUGCAUGGUUAAUAAUUAAAUCAUGA
Paramecium sonneborni is the source of this 881-nucleotide messenger RNA. The record is from the annotation of a GenBank genome assembly. NCBI's taxonomy places the organism in Eukaryota, Ciliophora, Oligohymenophorea, Peniculida, Parameciidae.